UGAGCGCAACAUGCGGCUCCUUAACGUCGACACGUUCAGCUUUACGGAGUACUUCGGGACGACACCCCCGCCGUAUACGAUCGCAUCGCAUCGCUGGACGGCGGGCGCCGAGGCGAUGAAGCGGACGGAUACAUCUGGGUAUCGCAAGGUGCAAGGGUUUGUAGCAUACAUAAGGACAUACCUACUACUAGUGAAGUGGUUGUGGGUCGACACGUGUGUUACGGGUCAACUGCCAAAGGGUAGUUUACUCGAGGUAGCUUCUUGAGAAUGAGUAGCGAGGUAGGAGCAGGAAAGGGUCU
Messenger RNA from Dissoconium aciculare CBS 342.82, 299 nucleotides. RefSeq lists its product as uncharacterized. Lineage: Eukaryota; Fungi; Ascomycota; Dothideomycetes; Mycosphaerellales; Dissoconiaceae. Bases 11 to 265 code for a protein of 84 amino acids. The transcript is spliced from 2 exons. The record is from RefSeq and is a predicted model, not a curated record.